This is a messenger RNA of Vicia faba (fava bean), 1572 nucleotides long. The record is from the annotation of a GenBank genome assembly. Lineage: Eukaryota; Viridiplantae; Streptophyta; Magnoliopsida; Fabales; Fabaceae.
AUGUGGAAUCUAAAUGACUCACCCGAUGAGAGAAAAAAGUAUGAAUCAGAAGGAUGUUCAAUCGACGGUGAGGAAGUUGAUGAAAAAGGAAAAGGAGUUGGAUCUGUUUCAAAUUCAAGUUCAUCUGUAGUUGUUAUAGAAGAUGGAUCGGAAGAAGAAGGUAACGGUAACAGCAAUAACAGUAAAGGUAACGGAGUUAUAAAGAAAAGAACUAGUAAGAUUUUCGGAUUCUCAAUGGAUGACAGUGACGAGUUUCCGCCGGUGACUAGACAGUUUUUUCCGGUGGAGGAUUCUGAUGUGACAGCGGUUGCGGAUUGUUCUCCCGGUAGAGGCGGCGGAGGAGUUAGUUCUUCGUUUCCACGUGCUCACUGGGUUGGUGUGAAGUUUUGUCAAUCGGAAACGGUUAACGGUGGGAAGUCAGUUGAAGCGUCGUCCCAACCGAUUAAGAAGAGUCGUCGUGGACCACGGUCGAGAAGUUCGCAGUAUAGAGGUGUUACUUUUUACCGACGAACAGGUCGAUGGGAAUCUCAUAUAUGGGAUUGUGGAAAACAAGUGUAUUUGGGUGGAUUUGACACGGCACAUGCAGCUGCUCGUGCAUAUGAUAGAGCUGCAAUUAAGUUCAGAGGAGUGGAAGCUGAUAUUAACUUCAACAUAGAAGAUUAUGAAGAGGAUUUGAAGCAGAUGAGCAAUUUAACCAAGGAAGAGUUUGUGCAUGUGCUUCGGCGACAAAGCACUGGAUUUCCGAGAGGGAGUUCGAAAUAUAGAGGUGUAACUUUGCAUAAAUGUGGAAGAUGGGAAGCGCGAAUGGGUCAAUUCUUAGGCAAAAAUUUGAUUCGAUUUACUAGGUAUGUUUAUCUGGGUUUGUUCGAUACCGAGGUUGAAGCUGCAAGGGCAUAUGAUAAAGCAGCAAUAAAAUGCAAUGGCAAAGAAGCUGUUACCAAUUUUGAUCCCAGCAUCUAUGAUAAUGAGCUUAAUACUACUACUGAAUCCUCAGGUAAUGCUGCGGAUCAUAAUCUGGAUUUAAGUUUGGGUAGUUCAAGUUCUAAAGGUAGCAAUAGUCAAGCAUUUGGGAAUUACAACACAGAUCAGCAUAUGGCACCUGAAUCAAAUUGGCGGAAUGGUGGAAUCCGGCCUAAACCGGUAAAUAUACUUCCAAAACCAUGUGGUGUAAGUAACAUGGAAGGCUAUGGAAGGGACGGUUAUGUAGAGAGCGAAGCCUUGCGGAUGUUAAGCCAAACUCAUCUUAAAUCUCCGGUCACUAAUGAAAUGCAUAGAUAUGGUCCCUACAGAUCACCUGUUGAACAACAACACCCUCAAAUGCUUCACAGUUUUCCACAUCUUCACCCCUCAAAUUUUCAUGUAUCUAGCAGCAGCAGCAACGGAGGCCGAAUUGGAAGCGAUUUAUCAUUAUCAAUGACGGAUCAACAAAAAUGGCAAACUGGGCCGCCACAUUCGUUCGCAACUGCUGUUGCAGCAUCAUCAGGAUUCCCACCUCAGAUAACAAGACCCUCUUCUUCUUCUCAAGGUUGGCUGCAGAAAAAUGGGUUCCACACUCUCAUGAGACCCUCUUGA